Molecule: messenger RNA, 2100 nt
Organism: Tachysurus fulvidraco (yellow catfish)
Lineage: Eukaryota; Metazoa; Chordata; Actinopteri; Siluriformes; Bagridae
Gene: poldip3
Product: polymerase (DNA-directed), delta interacting protein 3
Exons: 9
Coding region: 90-1334 (414 amino acids)
Biological process (GO): mRNA export from nucleus
Cellular component (GO): nucleus
Molecular function (GO): mRNA binding
Source: RefSeq, a predicted model, not a curated record
CCUGUUUUUGUUCUUGCAGGCCGACCUUUGGUAGAGGGGCAGGGAUAACAGGAAGAGGAGCGGGAUCGCUAGGGAGAGGGGCGGGGCUUAUGGGCCGGACUUUUGACGCUCGACAGAAGAUCGGCACCACUGAUGUCAGACAGAGGCUCGGAGGAAGUGGAGUGUUCCAGGUGAAGGAUGCGAGAGAGAAGCUGGGUCAGAACGAUGCCCGUUUUCGAAUUCAGGCCAGAGGGGGCGCUGUGAGUGCAGUGCAGGAUGCCAGACAGACCAUAAACUCUCGUAAACAGCAGCAGGUCCAAGAUUCUCCGUUACUAACCAACACUCAGUCCCCAAUCCCACACAUCCACAUCCAGAACAACACCAGCAGUACCGGAGUCAGGGCCUUCCCCACCAACCAGGGACUGGGUACCAGAGUGGGUGUGGCCAUACAGCCCAGAGGUGGGAUCACAAAAGUGGUGGAUGCACGUGAUAGGCUGAGUCUGAAGAGAAGCGUCUCAUCGUUGCCCAGCCAGGGAUCUGCAGCUCCGCUCAAGAUCACCAAAACUAUCCAGAGGCCAGUGGGUAUGACCAGUGGGAUUCGCAUCAAUGUUCCAAGUAGUGCAUCUCAGAGUGGUUCCAAUAAGGAGGAGGAAGCUGUGGUUCCAAAUAAACAGUUAAAGUUCACUACAACCAAUGACCUGGCACAGACAAGGGUUGGUGGCAGUUUCUCUGUCUCUACUCCAAUCACUAAAGUGGUUAAGAAUGACUCCUACCUGGCUCCGCCCCCUGCUGCCUCUGCUGCAGCUGCUGCAGUUACACCCACUCGCUCUAAUCCCCGCCCACCUACACAGACUUCUGAAAACUCCAACUCUCAACCUGCACAGCCUGUGUUCAGUCCACUGGAAGGAACCAAAAUCACAGUGAACAAUCUCCACCCACGUGUCACAGAGGAGGAUAUAGUGGAGCUGUUCUGUGUAUGUGGAGCACUGAAGCGAGCUCGGCUGGUAAAGGUCGGAGUAGCUGAAGUGGUGUUUGUGCGGAAAGAUGAUGCCAUUAAUGCGUACAGGAAAUACAACAACCGCUGUCUGGAUGGUCAGCCGAUGAAGUGUAACCUGCACAUCCAGGGUAGUGUCAUCACGUCAGAUCAGCCCAUCCUGUUGAGACUGAGUGACUCUCCCAAUAAGAAGGAGACGUCCUCCUCGGCUGCGUCCCGAUCCACACCUCGCUCCAGCUCAGCUGAAGUGGAUCCUCAGACCAUCCUGAAGGCUCUGUUUAAAUCGUCCAAUCAGAGCUCGGCCGCUACAGAGACUCCUCCCACUGCCGCACACUCUACAGCUUUCCGCAUAAAGAUCUAAAACACACUCGUUCUAAAUCCGUCUUCAUCCAUUUAAAAUUCACACACUCUUCCGUUGGUACGUGUUCAUUUGUGAGUGCUGCAUCCUGUAUGAUGAUCUGUACGAUGGCUCACAUCGUGUUUAGCCAGUUGGGUGACUAGAGACGGUGUCCCUCAGCUUUAUGAUGGAGAUCCUGGUCUUUUUACUGUAAGAACUCUAAGAACUUCUGCCCAUCACACGAAGCUUCGUUUCUUUCUAACAUUAGAGAGGUGUUGUGUUGGUGAGGGUAAGCUUGCCUGUAAUGCAGCUUCCAGAACACCACCCAUAAUCCACAGCUACACCCACAGAGAACAGGAUACACACUUAGCAAGAGGACACGUACCAUCCCCUCAUAUACACACGUACAUCGUCCUGACCAGUGUGUCUGAAACCAGAGCAGGUUCACUGUGUGUUUCUGUCUCAUGAGAACUGUUCUUUUGUUUUUAAAUCACACACACACACACACACACACACACACAGGAUCCUGAUGAUGUACAUGUUGUGUAUAAAGACAUGUUUAGAAGUGUUAUUUCUGUGUGAAAGGCGGUCCUGUCCCAAUCCUCUGUGUUCAGCUUUAUGUAGUGUACCUUUGCUGGUGUUGGUGAUUUGGGACACAGCAACCUCCCCACACCUUUCUUCAAGCCCACACACACACACACGGGGUGGGGCCUUGUGUACAUCUAUGUGUCUCUACUGGAUUUCUUCCUGCUUGUUUUUUUCUGCAGUAAACUUGCUUUAUAAUAAACUA